Messenger RNA from Heteronotia binoei (common prickly gecko), 6540 nucleotides. It is a transcript of the gene C2CD2, whose product is annotated as C2 calcium dependent domain containing 2. The coding region runs from base 635 to 2734 and encodes 699 amino acids. The transcript has 14 exons. Lineage: Eukaryota; Metazoa; Chordata; Lepidosauria; Squamata; Gekkonidae. The record is from RefSeq and is a predicted model, not a curated record.
AGGUGGAGGCCUCCCCGCCCCCCAAUUAUUUUCUCCGCAGACGCUCCGUUUAGAAGCAGUGGUGCGGGGGGUGGAUUCUAGGCUGACUGCAAAGAGCAUUAUGGGGAACCGGCAGCAGACUUAAACAGUUCCUGCGAAGCCCUUCGCAUCGUGCCUCGUCCCCGUUUCUCCGCAGGGCCUGAAGUGGCUAGAGGAGAGCGUGGGCGUCAGGAGGAGGAGAGGGCUGGCCCCUUUCGAGGAAGGAGCGCCAAAGCCUUGUUCCGCUGCUGUUGGUUUUCUGGGCUGGGAAGUUGGCUUUGUUUGCAACGCUUAUUAAACGCGUGCUUCUCUUUGCGUCUCACGCUUGUUCUGCGGGGCAGGUCCUGUGACGUUGGCUUCUUUCGGAGCAGCUGCCCACAAUUGCGCCUUCUCAGUCGCUCUAGCGAGGGGCAAAUGUCCUUCCCCGGCGUUUCCUUAUCUUCGCGUCUCUCCUUUGCCCGCUGUUUACAGUUUCUUUCAGGGAGCGGAAGGAUUAUCUAGGCUGGCCGAGGGGCAAACGCCUGGAGUCUCUGCGGGCGGGGACGGGGAGGCAGCCAGCCAGCCAUGUGAAACAUUUUCGCGAGCUUGGGGGCCACGGCGCUGGUGAUGGUCAGUCAUGGCUUGGCUGGACUACUGGCUGGGUGAGGUCCAGUGGCUCUCCCUGCUGUCCUUGUUUGUGGCUGCCUUGGUCAUCGUAGCCGUCUACCUGGUGCAGUAUGGCCUGAGCAUCCUCGGGCGACGUGGAGUGAAGCCGCCUCCUCCCGCGCCCCCUUCGGAACUUCUGCAAGGGGAUGAGGACUCCCUCUUUGCCUGGCUGCUGUCUCUGAACAGCUGGAGGCAGGAGUGGCAAAAAGCCUGGAUAACUGCGCUGAAUUGGGAAGCCAAGCUAAGGGAGGAUUCACUUAUGUUUACAUUUGAAGAUGAUGCAGCUUCUCAGCCUCUUGAGCUUGUGGUGCAACAAGUUGUCAGUGUGAUAAGGUCUCCUGAAGAAAAGGUGGUCUCUUCUAAUAUAGCUGGAAAUGCCAUUCACUUUAUAGUCAACGUGACCCAUCCCUCACUUGCUCCUGCAGAAUGUCAGUCUUACAGAGUAAAACUGUCACCAUUUCUUUUGCAGCUGGAACUUUCAAUGAAAGCCAAAGAAGAAGACAUCCAGGUCAAGUGGUGUUUCAUACACACCUCAGAAACAAACACUGAAGUGAAGCCAAUAACAAGGCAACAGGUGCAGACAGAUAGAACUACUACAGCCUCUGAGAAACUAAAGGGUGUGUUACAGAAUCUCAUCAAUUCAGCAUCUCCUUCUUUGAUUUUAAGUACAAAAACUACAGAUAUAAAAGCAAUACAGAAUGUACAAAAUACAGGAAUUCUUCCUCAGGGCACCAGUCCCCCUAAACCUCCAAGGGCUCAUGAACUAAAGCUGCUAAUGAAAAACAUCAAAGCCACACUGGCCAGUCAAAGCACUGCUGGCAGCAUUAACCCAGUAUGUAUCAUUCAGCUCAAUGAUCCUUUGCAAAAGUUUUGUGGUUCUGUAGCCAAUAAUUCCACUGACCUCUCUUGGAAAGAAGAGUUCAUUUUCGAAUUAAAUGUCAAAUCCAAAGAUCUUCAAAUAAAGGUCUUCGAAAAUGGGGAAAUGGAUAGUGGUUUCUCUGCUUUCACUACAGUACCUUUGGACCUGUUCAGGAAACAGCCUUCUGGGCAAAAAAGCUUUGCACUGAACAGCAAUCUCAACAGCAACAGUCCUUCAGUAGGAUUUGUAUCUGCAGAGUUCUCAUACAUAGAACCUUCUGAAUCCAGACAUUUGAAAGUUCCUGCCACACUUGCAAAAGUAGAGAAGGAUCGAACUGUGAUGCCCUGUGGGACUGUGGUCACAACUGUUACUUCUGUGAAGGCCAAGCCUUUAAUAGAAGGGAGAUCUUCUGCUCUGCAUUCAGAUUCACCAGCAAGAAGUCCUGCUAAAGUUAAACUGAUUGAAAAGGAUUUGUCAGUUCAAGCAAUCCACUGUCAGAAAGCUUCAGUAAGCAAAGCUUUAUCAUCUUCGGAUACAGAGUUACUGAUGUUAAAUGGCACAGAUCCUGUUGCUGAAGUAGCCAUUCGACAGCUGAGUGAAUCUGCAAAGCAGAAGCUCAAGUCUCCCAGGAAGAAAAGCACGAUCAUUAUAUCAGGGGUUUCAAAAACUAAUUUAUCUCAGGAUUGUGAAGCUGCCCUCAUGAUGGACUAUGCAGCAGCCAUGGAUGGCUCAUAUAUACAGAAUGACACUACUGGUCUGGAGGAGUCUGUUGCACAAUCCCCUCCUGAUGAAGAACUGUCACUGUUUGCAUCCCAAACACUACCUUCCCAUGAAGACACCCAGGAAAAUAGCCAUGAUGCCCCAACCUUAGAUGACAGCAGCCAGCAGUGGCAUAGCAAUGCACUACUAGACCAUGACUGUGAUAAGGUGUCUGAGAACUCCGUAAGCAUCUCAGAAUCUGGAACUGUGAAGAAAUCCAAAGGUGGAAUCUUUAGAAAGGGUGCAAGAUUGUUUUUUCUCCGACGGCACCAUCAGAAAGAUCCAGGCAUGAGCCAAUCACAUAAUGACCUUAUCUACCUACAACAGCCGACAUCUGAUGGUACUCAAAGAAAGGAAGGAGGAACCCUAAUGCGCAUUCUCAACAAGAAAAUUCUAUCUAAAAGCAAGAGCAAAAACAAACUGAAUGGCACGUCAGUUGAACCAUAUGCAUAAAAUCUAGUAUAUGCCAGUUAUGAUCAGCUGUUUACAGAAAAACUCUAUGUGCUUAAUGAGAUUCACUAAUGCUGUGAUCCACAGAAGAGGCUGGAAAACAAAGUAGGGAAAUGCAAAUUGUGGAAGAAGGCUUACGGCUUUUUAAAGUUGGUAGACUAAAAGCCACUGUCCAAAUCCUAAUCCACACUCACUUGGAAGGAAUUUGAAAUAAACAGACCUAAUCCAAAAGGCAUCUCAAAAUUAUGUUUUUAAAAGGUUUUUUUCUCAUAAACCUGACAGCAUAAAGAACAGCAGAGACUAUAUAGUAGGUGAUUGUUUGCAUGAGUUAAUGUAUCAUGGUAAUUUUUACUAAUAAUAUAAGGUAGCAAUAUAAAUUUUAAACAGGGUAUCAAUUCUGACAAAAUGGUAAAUAAGUGAAUUCUGAUCUGGAUAAUAUGAACUUGGAAAUGUAUUAAGAUAUUUUUGGAAACAUAAACUAAAGGCUGAAUUGGGCAGCCUGCUGUUAUAAUGGCUAAUCCUGUGUAAAUAAAUUUGCCUCUAAUGUAUAGUACCCAAACAAACUGAUAACUUGAGCAACUACUUAUACUGAAGCUAUUUUAAUAUUUUGUGCAUAUACCCUUUUAGAAGAUUGCUUUAAAUCAGUGUGCUCAUAAAAUAAUUUGAGAAUCUCCAUGUUCUUCUAUGAUAUGGAGAAACUAUACUGAAAUAACACAGCAGCUUACCUUGGACAGCCUGCAAGUUAUUAGACAAAUGUACUGUGUCAUAUUUUUAUCCCUAGUUUUGUUAAAACUGUGCAUGUUUAGUCUUUCCCAGACUCUUCCUCAAUUUAGUUUGGGAGCUUAAAUACUCUAUAUGUCAAGGAAUGUAUAUGUGUUUAAGUUUUGAGAUGUCUGCAGCUGGAAUACCAAUGUGGGGGCGGGAGGUUAUGCUUCCCAAUUUACUGUCAAAAAAGUCAGGGACAUAAUACAUACCUGUCACUUGUACACAUUGUUAUUACAGACACAUUCUUUAUUGAAAUGAUCAUCCCUAAAUCACUUUGUUGAAACCACUCUAGCUUCACUGAGGGCUUAGUUUGGAGUAUGGUAUUUACUCAAAAAGAAGGCAACCCUGAAUGUAACACAUCUGCCUUAAAAAUGUUACACAAAAUUACUGGAUGCAGGUGUAACUUGUAUGCAAAUAUAAGACGAUGCUUUCUUUUUAUGGUAUAUCUAGGGAAAAGCCUAGUCCUGUAUUUGAGUAAAUAAUGUGUGUUUUGGCUGUGGCCUACGGAGUCAAAUCCUAUUACUUUUAUUCAGGGAGGGAAACAGUACCAGUAUAAGCCCUGUGUUUCUCAAGAAAGAGUUACGUAAUUGAUAUAAGUGAUAUUGCUCUUGAUAAAAUUCAGUGUUGAUUAAUAUAAGCUAUGAUGCAGGUUUUCUUCAUUGUACAAAAUGAAGUAAUUGGUUUUGGCAUGCUGGACAAGAUCUAGCUUCUCUUAUGUGCCUCUUAUAAACUAAUUACUAAAGAAUGGUAAAAUAUGAAAUAUUUCACAUGUAAUAGAAGUACAUUGUGAUCCUAGGUGUAUUUACUGGGAUGUAAUGCUUAUUGUCAUCAGUGGAACUUCCAUAUCAGUUUAGAUUGGGCUACAAAUAUAUUGAAGGUCCCCCCUCCCCCCCCCCCCACAGUAGCUUGGUAAGUUUCAGUGAGCUGAACUGCAAAACUGUAUUAAGAAUAAUUUGCUGCUGUGCCUCUUAAAAAUACUUGAAGACACGGAAAACUAUUAUUUGAGAGUCUUAAAUUGUGCCACUGAAUGUUAAGAAAAAAACACCAAACACCUUUGAAAAAAUAGAUGGUAUGAAAGUUGAGCUCUUAAAAAAAACCCCUUCCAUUUCAGUGGAGUCUGGAUUUGUAAAAUCUCAAGUAUUUGCUACUGACAUAGAUUUGAAAGAAAAACAACUGAGGAUGUACGAGCUGAAGUUUUGCACCAAAGUAUUAACUGAAAGAUGAAAAAUACUGUCUAAUGGUGCAUGCUGUUUCUUUCCAUAAAGACUUGGCUAUACCUUUCAGCUCAAAAAACUGUGCAGCCAUUACUUUAGAUGCUCAGCAACAAAAUAUUUUGUUAACAGUAGUACGUUUUGUUCCUCAGGUUUUACAGGGAUAACUUUUGAUCUAAUUCUGUUUAGUUAUUCAGAAAGACUAUCCUUUCCAUAACUACUUCCACUGCCUAUUUCUACAGUAAACUGCUGGAGACUCUGUUUGUACCUGUGCUAAAUAUGGCUUUCAGCAUUUAAAAGUGAAGCAAACCAGUAGAAGUCUAGUUAGGUACAUUUACCUGAUUUCAUGUCACCAUGAGUAAAAAUCAAGUGUUGCUUCACACAGUGACAACCAUCACCCCCUUGGAUUUUUCUAUAUUGUUUGGAAUAAUUUUCAGGAGAAAAUUAUUUGUUGCACUUUUGGCGGUUUUCAUGCUUCCUACUCCAUUAAAAUUACUGGUCUAGCAUAAAUUAUUUCCAUGAAUGAUAGAUAACAAGGCGAGCUCUGACCAGACAUGCUUCCAAGUUUUCAUAAAGAUCAGCAAAAUUUGGUUGUAAUGGCAGGACUGUUACCUAAAUCCCCAAUCUGCUGUAGGAAUCUGGCUUUGAAACAAAAUAUCUUCAUUUUUAGCAAAUGUUAUGAGUGUCAGCACUUUCUCUAGGAAUGGCCGAGCAAUUGCUGCAGUGCAAUACAAGUGUCCAUUAUAGCAUUAUUGAUAUGAGAUUUAUUUUGGAGGGGUUACUGUUAGUCAACUGGAACCCAAAUAUCAGAUAAACUGUGAGACAGAGCUUACGUCAUUUGAUGAACUGGGCUACAGCACACAAAAUUCUAUGCCAUAACAAGCUGCUUAAGUCAGUGGUUCUCAAACUGAUCCCAAAAUGGGUUGAGACUAUCUCAUAUGUGGAUCAUUGUUCAAAAUCCUGAGCCUAGGAGAAGAGGCUCAGGGCUCCCCUCCUCCCAGGUAAUUGGGGGGGGGGGGAGAUGAGGGCAGAGUUGCUCAAAACUCUCCUAUUUUCCUGCACUCUAUUCAUUUCAUGUUCCAUUCCAGUGAUGGAGACAAUGUACCAAGCCCACUGCUGCCAAAAGUCUGAGGCCCUGCUUGGUAGACCCCAAAGAAAGAAUAGUUCAGAAGUAGAUUUCCCUUCAAAAAGUUUGAGAACCACUGCCUUGUAUUUUAAUGUGACACAAGACUCGAAUUAUUUCAAGUUUUCUUGUACAUGUACCUUACUUAAUUGUGCUUGUACUGGACCAGUUCAAUUCAGUUGUAUUUGAAAUCAAAGGUAUGGGGGGAAAUAAAAUGUAUUCUGUUUGUAAAGUGGCAGGAAUUUGAAGCUAUAAUGGGGGGAAGCAAGUUACAGACUAUUUAUGUGGCUGCUUCUGCAACAUUUAUGCAUGUUCUUAAACUAUAUUUUGUACUAGGUACAAAUACAGUCAACAAAUUAGUUUACCUUUUAAUUUGACAUCAGAUUUAAGUGUUUUCCAGUGCCCUUCCAGUUCUAAGCUAAUAUAGCUCAGAGCAAACAGUGGCAGCCUUCAUCCACUUGAAUUUUCCUAGUCUUUUGAUUGGGAUAUUUUUCAGUCUUGAAAAAAACUCAAGUAUUUUGGUUUCAAUUUGCUGAGGUAUUACUAUCAAAUAAUUAUAAUGUAUGCUGUGAGCCAUCUUUCAUAUGAAAUGUAUAAUGCUAAGAAAAUACAUGGAAUAAAGUAGCAAUGCAAAAUAGAAUGUUAACCUAGCCUUACAAUAUUUUUGAAUAUGCAAAGAGAAACUCAAAUUAAAAUCAGUGUUUAUCAGA